Messenger RNA from Colossoma macropomum (tambaqui), 910 nucleotides. RefSeq lists its product as uncharacterized. Lineage: Eukaryota; Metazoa; Chordata; Actinopteri; Characiformes; Serrasalmidae. Gene Ontology annotation, biological process: T cell costimulation; negative regulation of T cell proliferation; cell surface receptor signaling pathway. Gene Ontology annotation, cellular component: external side of plasma membrane. Bases 215 to 910 code for a protein of 231 amino acids. The record is from RefSeq and is a predicted model, not a curated record. The transcript has 3 exons.
UAACUGCGCAUACCUAAGGCAGGUCACUGCUCGUACUAAACCAUUCUUCAAGAUUUUUUCCAGCUCCAGGUGAUACAGACAGGAAGAGUCAAAAGGUAUGUCUUCUCAGCCUGAGUGAUCACUUUAGAAGGGAACAACUCAUGCUAUUGAACAGGUUUGGCGCUGUACAUUUCCAGAAUAAUUUAGCGUAUGUCUGUCCAGAUUCUAAGCCAAAAUGAGACAGGUCACUGCUUAUUUUAUCGUCUACUGGAUGUCAACAACCGUCUUUGGUAAAGACAUAAUGCUCAGGACAACCAGUAACGUGAACGUGACGUGCAUGGAGCGUGUUGUCCUACAAUGUAACAUCAACUCACCAGAGCCUGUUGAAGUCAUAAGCAUGGAAUGGACAAAAGAUUGUAACCACGCUACCUCUAACCCGCAGUGUGACUACACGGAGAACAAAUCUCUAAUGUACAUGAUUCAACAUGCUACACCAGCAAACGCAGGCGAAUAUAAGUGCACUGUAGAGGCGAAGGAGGGUAAUGGCAUUGCCUACUCUACGGUAACAGUAGGAGACUGCGAAGUACAAGUCCUGGGGCACGUUCGGGGUAAUCAGGUGAAAUGCAGUUUCAGUGGUGUUUACACUAAAGGCGAAGUGCACUGGUUCAACAGCACCCAGAACAUUACCUCUGACAUGCCUGACGAGAUUGUGAAAGACCAACAUGGACUGUUUAACAUCAGCAGCACUCUGAGCAUCCCAGACAUCCAGCAGCAGCAUCAGUAUAACUGCUCUCUGUGGCUUCCCAGUAAAGGCUAUGUUACUUCUUAUGAGCCAUCAAUGCCCAUCAGUUUCAUGGACAAAAACAAACUGUCAUGGAUUCUAAUGUUCCUUAGUCUUAUUCUAUCCUAUGGUUUGCUAAUGACAGAAUAA